CAAGAAACCUCAAAUCAUAAAUACACACAUAUUAGCUCAAACGGAGCAGCACUUCAACCGAAAAGCUAAUAAACAAAAAAAAAACAUAUUUUGUGGCCUAUAAAGUUGUUUAAAUUCCACUCUAAACCCUAACGAAUCACAUCUAGCUAGAGAUUCAAUGGAUAACCAAGAAGUUGUCAAGAGAAGACUAGCCGUUCUCGUCGGCUGCAACUACCCUAACACAAAGAACGAGCUUCACGGCUGCGUCAACGAUGUUUUAGCCAUGAAAGAAACUCUUUUAACCCGUUUCGGAUUCAAACAAGAAAACAUGGAGGUUCUAACGGACGAGCCUGAGUCAAAGCUAAAGCCUACUGGAGCCAACAUCAAGGCUGCUUUACGUAGGAUGGUGGAUAAAGCUCAAACCGGAUCUGAAAACGUCUUGUUCUUCCACUAUAGUGGCCAUGGAACUCGGAUUCCUUCGGUUAAACCUGCUCGUCCUUUUAAACAAGACGAAGCUAUAGUCCCUUGUGAUUUCAAUCUCAUCACAGAUGUUGAUUUCAGAGAACUUGUUAAUCAACUUCCCAAGGGGACGAGCUUUACCAUGAUCUCAGAUUCUUGCCACAGUGGUGGCCUCAUUGACAAGGAGAAAGAACAAAUUGGUCCCUUCUCUGGAGUUAGAUCUCCGGCCAUGGAGACAACGUCGACAAUAACAUCACGUGCCUUACCCUACAAGGAAGUUCUCGACCACUUGAGUUCUCGUACCGGAAUCUCAACUUCAGACAUUGGUACACACCUACUCGAGCUCUUUGGUGGCGACGCUGGUCUAAAGUUCCGGCUACCGGCUAUGGAUUUGAUGGAUCUUUUGGAGAACAUGAAGGCGCGUGAAAGACACGUUGACUCAGGGAUACUGUUGAGUGGGUGUCAGGCCGAUGAAACGUCUGCUGACGUUGUAAGUGGCGGUGGGAAGGCGUAUGGAGCGUUUAGCAACGCGAUUCAGACGGUGCUGAAGGAAAACAGAGGUGCCUUGAAGAACAAGGAACUAGUGAUAAUGGCAAGAGAAGUGCUUGAGAGACUAGGGUUUCAGCAACACCCUUGUCUUUACUGCAGCGACCAGAACGCGGACGCAACGUUUCUGUCUCAACCUUGAUUCGAUUAUAUUUAAUGAAUAAAAGCGUUGUCGUUGUGUUUCUUUUAUUUGUGUUGUCGUGUUUGAUGUGUAUUUUCACUCUUUCAAAGGUGUGUGUGUUCCAUAAUUAAAAGGAAGAAUAAAUUGCUACGAAUUUAAAACAUAA
This is a messenger RNA of Raphanus sativus (radish), 1271 nucleotides long. RefSeq names its product metacaspase-9. The transcript has a single exon. The coding region runs from base 158 to 1126 and encodes 322 amino acids. Lineage: Eukaryota; Viridiplantae; Streptophyta; Magnoliopsida; Brassicales; Brassicaceae. Gene Ontology annotation, molecular function: cysteine-type endopeptidase activity. The record is from RefSeq and is a predicted model, not a curated record. Gene Ontology annotation, biological process: proteolysis.